AUGAUUGUACAACGUCGAAAAUAUCAUGUUCCAUGGCCAAAUUCACUAUGGCAUUUAGAUGGCCAUCAUUCGUUGAUACGAUGGAAUCUCGUUGUUCAUGGUUGUAUCGAUGGAUUUUCAAGAAGAAUCAUAUAUUUGCAAUGUAGUACAAAUAACUUGUCUGAGACAGUCCUUGCCCUGUUUCUCAAUGCCACAGAAGAAGAUGGAGGAUUAUGGCCUUCAAGGAUUCGAGUGGAUAGAGGAGUAGAAAACGUUCGUGUAUGUGAUGCUAUGGUGGAAGCAAGAGGUGAGGGUAGAGGCAGUUUCAUAGCCGGGCCAUCAACACACAAUCAACGAAUUGAGCGGUUAUGGUGCGACGUAUUUCGCUGCGUGCUUCAUUACUUUUACUACGUAUUUUAUGCCAUGGAAGAUGCUGGCAUUUUUUUUCUUGACAAUCCCACGCAUGUUUUUUAUAUUACACUCUGUAUUUCUGUCUCGAAUUAAUCAAGCACUGCAGGAAUACAAGCGUGCUUUUAACCACCAUGGCGUUCGGACAGCCAAUAAUUGGUCGCCAAAUCAAAUGUGGCUAAAUGGAAUGAUGAAUGCGGAAAACCAUUAGCACACGAGGGACUGGAUGACACUCCCGAUGACUUACAGUUUUAUGGAUACGAUCGUAAUGGUCCAUCCCCCUUCGAAGAUAGCGAUAACAACGUUGGUGGUUCACCUAUAUAUCAUAAUGAGACCACUGCAGAAAUUUUAACCAUUCUUCCCCUCAACAGUUGAUCCUCUCAGACCUUCCACUGAAAUGGGAAUCGAUGUGUAUCUUGAUGCUCUUGGUUUGGUUGAAAACAUGCUGAGAGAGCAGACGGAAUGA
Molecule: messenger RNA, 853 nt
Organism: Paramuricea clavata
Lineage: Eukaryota; Metazoa; Cnidaria; Anthozoa; Malacalcyonacea; Plexauridae
Source: the annotation of a GenBank genome assembly